CUAAAGCGGUGGAUAGGAUUCUGAUAAUCUAUCAGAUAUAUUUGUUUAACCAAUGCAUCAUCUGAUAAAGAGAUAAAAAAAAAAAAAGAAGCGCGGUAUGGAGGGUGACCGUAUUCUUAACAGAAACAAAUGGGGAGAAUUGUUUUCGUGAAAAUGUUAUAUUUGACAGAAAAUGAAGAAAAUACAAGUUUUCUUGCUUCUUUAUCUGUGUAUUUGUUAUAGCUACGGAUCACUAACGUGUAACAUAGAGAAACCUUGUUAUCAAUCACAGGAGAUUGAAUGUGAACUAACAGAGCGACCAUUCUCCCUCACAGAUCAUAGCGCUGGAACAAUAGUGGCAGACCCCAGGUGUCAAAAGGUCCAUGUAACCUCCCUGUCAAACCAGCAAACACACAUCACAAUAGAAUGGAACGCACCCCGUUCUCUUUAUCUCCGCGGAUUCCUGAUCCAGAUUGGCGACAGAUUGGAAACUUUAACAUUUCGAAGAUAUUAUAUGGUAUUUCCAGAACUUUCAUCAGACAAAUGCCUCAUUAGCAAAAUACAGAAUGUAACUUUUGAACUCCAUUGCGAAUACACUGGGCAUUCCACCAGGCUUGACGUCAUUCUCAAUAGCAUGCCCAUAUAUGGCGAAAAUGUUGCAUCCUUAGAUAAGUUUAUUACAAUCGACAUUUCAAGAAAAGGCAAGCCUCGGCAAGAGUCGUAUUAUCUCAACAGCUCCUGGCAAUCUGAUUACGAAAAGGCUAUUAUGUUUAAACCUGAAUAUGAAAAGGAAUGUCAAACAGAAACUCAGGAGAAGACUGGACCCCAGCUCUUGUAUACUAUCGUACUGAUCUGUUCCGCCUUCAUUAUCGUCAUCAUCAUAACAGCCGCCAUUUUACUUCGAAAUACACAAGGUGACAAUGAGUGCACCUUUCUCAGGGGAGGAAAGGAGAACGAUGGGGGACAGUGUGCUGUAAAUGUAGACCAAGAACCGUUAAAUAACGAAGUCUAUGCACAUAGAGACUGCUUUUCCCACGUCCACAAUUCACGAGGACAUGCUCUGCUUGAUGGCUCAUCAAUGAAAGAAUCUCUUGGUAGUAGUCUCCUCAACCUGUCCAGUUCCCAGUGUUCAAUUGCAACACAGGAAAUCGAGCGGUGCAUGCUCGAGAUAAACUUUGGGAGUCCAUAUAAUAACCUCAAUAAAUGAUGUUGCUGAUCA
Messenger RNA from Ostrea edulis (European flat oyster), 1198 nucleotides. RefSeq lists its product as uncharacterized. The record is from RefSeq and is a predicted model, not a curated record. The coding region runs from base 173 to 1186 and encodes 337 amino acids. The transcript has 8 exons. NCBI's taxonomy places the organism in Eukaryota, Metazoa, Mollusca, Bivalvia, Ostreida, Ostreidae.